Messenger RNA from Miscanthus lutarioriparius, 2121 nucleotides. The record is from the annotation of a GenBank genome assembly. NCBI's taxonomy places the organism in Eukaryota, Viridiplantae, Streptophyta, Magnoliopsida, Poales, Poaceae.
AUGGCUUCCGACCCUCCCGGCCCCGGCGACGGCGCCGGCGGGGAGGAGCCGACGCCGGGACCUGCCCCCGCCGUGGAGGCGCCGGCUGCUCCCGCCGUUCCGCCCAGGUCGCGCUGGGCCGCGGAGAUCAAGGUCUACACCCGUAAGCACCCCCGCAAAAACCCUAAACCUCCUCCUCCAGAACCAGCUCCCGCCCCAUCCCCAUCCCCAUCCCCAUCCCCUGCCCCUGCCCCUGCCCCUGCUGCCCCUGCCCCUGCCCCUGCCCCCGCCCCCGCUCCUGCGCUCCCCGCCCCGCCCCGCCCCGCCCCCGCCCCCGCCCCUGCCCCUGCUCCUGCCCCGGCCGCGAAUCCCCUUUCCGAAACCUUAUCCUCGAUUCGCCGCAACAUCCGCCGCGCGGAGGCGGCGGGCGCUGCGGGGCGGCCCGAUCCGGCAGCGCCGGCCUCGGCUCCCGCCCGGGCCCCGUCUGGGGAACGCGGUGCCGCCUCGGGGGACCCCUCGUCUGGGCUGAACCGGGUCGGUGGCCGUAUUCCUAACGGCCAUGGGGACGACUGGGCGGCUGAGAAGGCUGAGAAAGCACGGAAGCGCAGGGCGAGGAGUGAGCUGCGGCGCCGGCUGGCAGGGGAGCUCGACCAGGUCCGCGUGCUCUCCAAGCGGCUGAAGGAGGCUGCUGAGGCCCUGGUGCAGCGGGAGGCUUCUGAGCCCGCGCCUUUGCCCUUGAUGGUGCUGCCAACACAGCAACAGGUGGUGGAUGCUGGGUAUGUGCAGCCACAGUUCUCAGCUGGUGAUAUGGCGGUGCCCAUGUCUGCUCAGAUUGCAGCUGCCGUUACUCCUGGCCGCACGCUGCUGCAGCGCAGACCACUAACCGUGUCGGUUAUUCAUAAUGAAGCCUUUGAGAAGGAGAAACGGACGCCAAAGGCCAAUCAAUUGUACCAAAAUUCGGAGUUCUUGCUUGCCAAGGAUAGGAUUCCUCCCUCAGAUUCACAUGGGCGCAAGAAAUCUAAGCACCACAAGAAGAAGCAUAGGUACCUAGAAUCUCGUGGCGCAGACUUUGAUGCCGAGCGGCGGCUCUACUCUCAUGCGUUCAAGAAGUCCUCAUCACUUCUGAGCCGCUUAAUGAAGCACAAGUUUGGGUGGGUGUUCAACAAGCCUGUUGAUCCAGUUGCACUUGGUUUGCAUGAUUAUUUUACUAUUAUCAAGCACCCAAUGGAUCUUGGCACGAUAAGGGGACGGCUCAGCCAUGGGCAGUACAGGAACCCGAAGGAGUUUGCUGAGGAUGUCCGGCUCACUUUCCAUAAUGCUAUGACAUAUAAUCCCAAGGGUCAGGAUGUGCAUUUCAUGGCGGAGCAGUUGUCAGGAAUCUUUGAGGCACAGUGGCCUGAGAUUGAGGCUGAGGUUAACUACCUCGCAUCGUGUCCUCCAUUGCCGAAGAAGUUUCCACCUCCACCAAUUGACCUGCGCUUCCUAGAGAGGUCAGAUUCGAUGAGACACCACAUGGCAUUGGACACCAAUUCAAGACCAAUCAGUCAUACUCCCACUUAUACCCGUACUCCAUCAAUGAAGAAACCAAGGGCAAAGGAUCCAAAUAAGAGGGACAUGACAAUAGAUGAGAAACGUAAGCUUAGUGAGAACCUCCAGAAUUUGCCGCCAGAGAAGCUUGAUGCUGUUGUGCAAGUCAUUAAGAACAAGAACCUAUCAGUUAUGCAGCAUGAUGAUGAGAUUGAGGUUGAAAUUGAUAGCAUGGAUGCUGAGACACUUUGGGAGCUUGACAGGUUUGUGGCCAACUAUAAGAAGAACCUGAGCAAGCAAAAGAGAAAGGCCGAGCGAGCGAUGCUUGCCAGACAAGAUGCAGAGUUGCGUGCGCAGCACCCUAUACAACCACCGCAACCAACACCAGUCCCCCAAGAACCUGUUGGUGAAAAAUCUCCAAAGCAAGUUGCGAAAGAUUCGCUGGCAGGUGAGCAACUACCAACGUCUGCACCAGAGCAAAAUGAUGAGAAUAGACAGAAUGCGAGUAGUUCAAGCAAUUCAAGCAGCUCCAGCAGUGACUCAGGAUCAUCUUCUAGCGACUCAGACAGUGAUAGCUCCUCUUCAGAUGGAUCUGAUGCUGGCAAUUCAUCUUGA